Molecule: messenger RNA, 984 nt
Organism: Wasmannia auropunctata (little fire ant)
Lineage: Eukaryota; Metazoa; Arthropoda; Insecta; Hymenoptera; Formicidae
Product: 28 kDa heat- and acid-stable phosphoprotein-like
Exons: 5
Coding region: 224-805 (193 amino acids)
Cellular component (GO): cytosol
Molecular function (GO): RNA binding
Source: RefSeq, a predicted model, not a curated record
UUUGCACGACAGCGACGUGUUAUGACAAUUGUGGAACCACUCUAGACCGAGCUUCGUUCAAGGUUAUCGAAGAUAAUCGUAAAAGGACCACGAGUAUAUCGCAGAUAUACAUCGUAUACACGUAGACUGCGAAUCUUUGGCGCAGCCCGGUAAGACAGUUGACGACGGUAUUCGUGUCUCUUGCGACAUUUUCGAGCGUCUCACGCUACAAUUCCGAGCUGCGAUGCCGCGAGGAAAAUUCGUGAAUCAUAAAGGCAGGAACAGGCACUUUACGAAUCCAGAGGAGUUGGAGGAGCAACGGCGCCAAGAAGAGAAAAAGCAACAGUGGAGAAAAAAUAAAGGACAGGAAAGUUCCAGUGAGGAAGAAGACGAUGAGGAGCCUAAAACAAGUGGAAUCAAUAGGUCAAAGAAUAGUGCCACAGAUAGUGAUAGUGAGUCAGAAUCGGAAUCGGAAACAGAGGGAAAGGCAAAAGGUGUAGAGAAUUUAAUUCAAGUAGAAAAUCCAAACAGGGUACAAAAGAAAACGAAAAAAUUGUCCCAAUUGAAUCAGUCGUUAGAGGCGAAACCUGAACUAUCUCGAAGAGAGCGGGAACAAUUGGAAAAACAAAGAGCCUACGCGAAUUAUCAAAAAUUACAUGCGGCCGGUAAAACGGAUGAAGCUCGAGCGGAUCUAGCGCGAUUAGCGAUAAUUAAGCAGCAACGGGAAGAGGCGGCAAAGCGACGGGAGGAAGAGAAAAAGCAAAAGGAGAUGGCGCAACAGAAGAAGACCGAGCUGACGCAAAAGGCGCUCGGGAAAAAGUCCUAGAACGUUCUGAUUAGUUGCAUGACUAAUUGAUCAUCACAAUAUUAUUUCGGAGAUAAAAUCCCGAUUUUCAAAUCUCGAAAUUUGGUAAACCGAUCCAUAUGUUUGCUAUACACGUUUUAUGAUAUGUUAAUGUCAUUGUUUAUAUAAAUACAAUGAAUUAAAUGCAAUCUUUAUAAGUG